AAUCUCACAGUUGGGUAUGAUAUUGGUUGUGAUCACAGCAAGACCUUGUCAUCAAGUUCACUUGGCCAACAAGUUCAAGAUACAAAGUUCCACAUGUACAUCAGCAUGUUCCAUGGCUAUGCACACAACCACAAGUGCCAGCUGUGGUUCCAUCCCUGCUUCCUCAUGACAGCCAGCUUGGAGACAUUGGAGACAAACGAAUGGGUGUUCUCCAAGCAGAACCUCACCACCCAUCUCUUCUGCCAUGCAUCUACCUACCACUGA
Molecule: messenger RNA, 264 nt
Organism: Dacryopinax primogenitus
Lineage: Eukaryota; Fungi; Basidiomycota; Dacrymycetes; Dacrymycetales; Dacrymycetaceae
Exons: 1
Source: RefSeq, a predicted model, not a curated record